UACAGGAACAUUAAAGUUUUAAUUUUGCUUUUAGUAUCACGCGCGAGUCUCAGAAUAGCCACGGCGCGCGCUCGAGAAGGGCGUGACCAUAUCUACACGGCCCCGCCCCCUCUCCCGCGGCCUGCCGUUCAAGCUGGCUGGCUCCGCCCCCGAGCGGGGUUGUGCUUGUCUCGUGGCGGACCUCGCCUUCUGCUGUGACGUAGCCAAGGCGGUGGGUUGCCCGGAUGAGGCAGGGUUCGGAGCUGUGUCAGCGACUGAGGCGAUGCGGUGGCAGCAGCGGCGUCGGCAGUGGUAGGAGGAGAGCGCCGCUGGACGGUUGAGGAGCGCGAGGAGGAACAAGGGUGGGUCUAGAGGAGCAAGUGUGUGUGAGAGAGAGAGCGUGUGUUGUGUGUGAGAGUGGGUGGACUCUUUGAAGUGCGCGAGCGGGGCUGAGGUACCGCCGAAGCCGGGUGAGCCCCCACCCCACCCCGGUCCUAUCUCUCCCCCCCCCUCCCCACCGGGCGCACAACUGCUUCACUCCUUCGUCGCGAGCUCGUGCCGGAUUGGUUGCGAAGCGACAACGGGGCAGAUUCCGCCCCUGCCGGCCUUCUAUUAGUCGGAAGGGGAGCCAUGGCCGACUGUCACUGGCUUGAAGCCGUGUCAUUCAUCCAUCAGGGAGCGGCGGGCAGGCGGCCUCCCUCCUCCCCCCCUCCCCCGAGGACUCGCUGCCCUCCUUUCCCUGCCACCGCUCAGGCAGGGGAGGAGGCGGCCGUUUGUCGCUCCUCUGUUGGUGGCGCCACCGCCGCCCGCCACGCUGUCGGCCAGCGCCGCCCUGUGACGCCUCGGCGCCCCGCCCGGAACCUGCCCUCCCUUGCCCUGGACCGUUAACGCCGAAGGGUUCCGGCUGCUGCUGCUGGCCUCGUGACUCACCUCACGGCCCGCCGCUGCCGCCGCCGCCCUCCCCACUUCUCGGUAGGCCCCGGCCUCAGAUGAAGGCCUGCCUCCGGUUCUGCACCGCCGGCACCAGCUCCCUUUCGUGCCAGCCCUGCGCUUCGUAAGAAGCGGGCAUCCUGUUGCCGCUUCUCAGGCCUCCAUUUAAGCGCUCCGGGCUCCAGUCUCUUGAGCUUCGGCGUUUGGCCUGUGACUUCCAGCUCCUGGCCAACCCUGUGGCCGCCCUGACUUUUCCUUUCUCUUCCUGCCUCUGGCAACCUUGGCCAGGUACCUCCCGCAGCUUUUGUUCCAGCUGAUAAGGCUCUACGACAAGCGAGGCCCAAAUCCCCGUGUGUGUAAAAUCUUGGGCGGCUUGGAUUCCUUCCAGUAUUGAAGUCUGUUCCCAGGAGUGACUCGGCCGUCUCUUGCAAGGUCUUUUUUGGGAUGUUUGUGAAUUUCCCAAGCGAGUAAACCUUGCUUUUAAAUUAGGAGGUGUCAAAGAGUAUAUGACCUUCCUUCUGAGUCUUUGUGUGUUGUGAUAGGAAAAAGAUGACUGCCCACUUUAAGGAUUUGGCUUAACCCUUUAAGGUUAAGCUGGACAUGCUGAGACACUUACUUGGUCACAUGUAACACGGUAUAUAUUAAAUGCGUAUGUUUUUAAUGUUUACAUCCGAAGGCUGUCUAGGUGAGGUGAAUAAUGUCUUCCUCUGUUAAUUCCCAUUGGGCUCACUUCUUGUGUUGCACCUCAUCCAGGGGAGAAAGCCUGCAGUAAUUGGAAAUGGACAGAUAAGGUGAGGAAGGGUCAGGAUUCAACUCCACUGCCCUGGGUCUCCUUUUACUCUGAAAUUGAAUUUAUUAUUAUUUAUGAAAUUUUAUACCACCCCUCACCUGUAGAUUUCAGGGCAGUGCACAUCAUAAAAAUACAAGACAAAGAACAAAAACAAUAUAAACCGGUAACCUCCCCACCCCCACCCUCUUCUUACAUGUGAAUAGGGAUGAGAACAAAAAAUGAGGUUGCUUCCAUUAUAUGCAACUGAAGUGAACUGAAAGCAUAUCUUCCCCCACUCCCCUUAUUACUCUUGCCUCCAUUUCCCUCCACUCCCUCUGCACCCUUCUCCUGUGUCAAAUAGUUGAUCACACUGGAUAUGGUCUGUCUUCUACAUGUGCACCAGUACUGUAAUAAUGAUAAUAGAUGUUUUAUACAAACAACUCCUCCUUUGUUAAUGUUGAUUUUCACUGUAGAAUCUUUAACUACUAGCCUGCCAAAUUUGGGAAAGAGAAAAGCUUAGGUGUUUUGCUGUCAGAUGGUUGCUAGGAUACACAAAUAUACUGUUGAUGUCAGAGCACUAAGUUCCCAUGAGUCACUGAAAAUAUUUUUCUUUCGCUUAGUGGAGGGAAGAGGCAGGUAUGGUUACAGAUGCUGCAUUUUAUUUUGGAGAUAAUCAAGUUGUUGGAAGGUGGCUAUAGUAGAUCAAAAGUAAACAACAACAACAAAAAACACCAACCCACCAAAUCACGCAAAGCAAAUCCUAAUUAUGGUUUUCUGCCCCAAAGAGUUGAAGGCUUUUUGUUUGAGACAGCUGCAGAGUAAAAUCUUAGUUGCUGCUGUUCUCGUUGCUCCCUGACCCAUCCGGUUUUUUGCCCUUACUGCGUAUGUCUUAAACCAUGUUCUGCAAUCACAGAGGCAAUUUUUGCAUUGUUGGUAUUAGACAUAUCUUACACUCAAAUUUAUGGUGAUACAGCUGCUUUCAUGGUAUUGGCCCUUGCAGAUUGAUAUGAGAUGGGGUUCAGACUCUGGAAAGUAAAGCCUUCAUUGAGAGUUCAGCUACUUCAGAUAGGAUAGGAAGUGAAAGCCUUUAGUUUACCUUUCACGAUGUGGAUAGAUUUGAUGUCAGAGUCUUGGCAUGAUGUCCCCAAAGAGGCUUUCCUGGCAACCUCAUUAACAUCUUUUCGGCACCAGGCAAAGACCAAACUUUUCCUGCUUUUGGGGGUAUAUUUUAACUUGUUAUUUCAUUGGUCACUUUUUCUAGUGAACAUACUGAUGUCAAGACAUACUGAUGUUUCUUAAUUGUGCUGUGAUAUACUUAAUGAUUGCUUGUGUUACGUAUUUUAAAAUGUGUAAUGUUGAUGUUUUAUUUUGUCUUUUCAUGGUUAGUCUACUUGACAUUCUUCUGUAGGUGAUGAAUAAAUGUUAAUAAUAAGUAUGAUUAUUAUAACUAUUGAUGCAGAUUUCUCAAAUGCCUGGUGACCUCUUUGCCUAAUGGCUUGUACUGUAUGCUGAAAACAUAACCCUUAAUUUUUCUGGUUCCAUCCAAACCUUAAAAGCCAGAGAUUACAUGGAACUCCAGUAUAGCUUCAGUUAAAAGCCUUGUGUGGUUACAGUAUAGUCCAGUCCUAGGGCCCCAUGAAGAAAGUGGACACAUCCUGCAGGUUUUAUCGGUAGGGAAAUAGCCGGGCACCAGUAGGUUCUUUGUGAGUUCAUUGAGAGCUUGGAGGUUGAAAAUGAAUGUGGAGCAGUAGUGGAUCAUUGUUGUGUGGUCUUCUGUCAAGAUGACACAUCAUAAUCUGGUCCUGUGUCUUGAGUGCAUGGGCACACUGCUGGUUCUAUAACAUGGGCAAAUAUUCUAUUGUGGAUGGUUCUUGUCAAUUUGUCUUUAUGAUACAUUAUCUGCAACAAUACAUAUUAGACUGAAAUGCUGAUACAUGUCUUCAGCAUUGCUUUUUGCAGUGGACUUGCAGGUAUCAAACUGCUGCUGUUUAGGUGCCUGUAGGUGAAAUUCCAAAUUCUUUCACAUCAAGCUUUCCUUUCUCACUGCAGGUGAAAAUAUGUGAACGUGUAUCUCUUAUGUUGCAGUGGUGGGGUGCAGUCUUGCAUGGGUGAUAUUGGAAGGAGAAUGGUUAGCAGGGAAAGUGGUAAGAGCCCUCUCCUGCCUUUAUUUAUUAUUGCUGCCUCCAGUUGCUACUUUUCAUUUAAAAAAAAAAGUCAGGGGAAGUUUACAUCAUUGAACUAUGUGCAUGCAGUGUGGCUUCUGGCCACAAUAUGCAGUUAGGGUCUGAUUUAGGAUGACUUCUCUUUAAAAGUGUAGAGCUUUGUAAUAAGUACUUGAGAGCGUCAGAGCUGCACCCAGGAAGCUUGCUGCUUGGCAAUAAUAAGAGCAAAGGGGAGGGAGCGGCUGAUUCACAACUGAGUUUAGAGAGAGUGAGACUCUGCAGCUCUGAGGACAUGUGAACUCUGAUUGCCUAAAAUUGCAUCAUUUACAAAGUGCGUGCUUUUCAAGUUAAUGCUGGGACCAAUACAAACUUUGAUAUGUGGCAACAGCAAACAAGCUUUUACGGGAGAAAUAAGUUGAUGAAAGUUUCACUAGAUUUAGAUGUAUCACGAUCAGUUACUAUUCCAAGGAAGGGAAAGGAGACCAUGCAACUCAGCUAUUGGUCUGGUGUAUAUAAAACUUGUAUGUGCAUCAUUCCUUCAUAUUUGGGGCUUAGAAAGGUUAAUAAGCUGUUAUGAAAAAGAAAGUAAAACACAGCACAGUGCUCACAAACUAAUCUGUGUUAAAGUACUAUAUUUGUGUAUGCAGUAUUGAGAUAUUUCAGACUUUAGAAUCAGUUUCUUGAACUGAUUCCUAAUUUAAAGUGCAUUCUGUUUUCAUAUCCUGCAAGGAAGUUGUUUGUGUGCUGUCUGUGGCAAAUAUUGAGUUUAUUUUGUUAAUGCCAUUUUAAGGAUAUAUGCAUUUUAGUAAACCAGUUCAGUGAGAACAUUUAACUGGUCUCAAAAACUGAAGUCUGGAACCAUAAUGCUGUGCUUCUAAAUGUAGACAAAUGACUAUAGAUUGAUAGGUCGUUCCCCCCGCCCCCACUCAAUGGUUCUCUGACGUUCUUGUAUCUAAGUUUAGGAACUGGACAUAAAUGUGCAUUUGAGGCUAUUGCAAUUGAGGUAGUUUUUGUUUGAGUAAUGUACUUGCCAGAGGAACACUAAAUAAACCUCCCCCCCACCCCCAGUAAAAUGGCAGGGAAAGAUUGAAUGAAUGUUAUACCUUUUUUUGGAAAUUUUUAUUUGAUUUUACAAAUAUAGAGUUAUAACAAUACAAAUUACAUAUCCAUAUUUAGAUAUUUCCCUGAAUCGCUGGACUUCCCACCUUCCCCUCCAUGGGUCCUAUUGAAUGAAUGCUAUCCUUAAUUUUAAUAAACCUUCUCAGAAGAACUUAGGUCAUCGUAUAAAGAAUCAUGUUAAGUUUCCCCUACCACACCACACAUUUGCUUUCCUUGUUCUUGCAGAUGGCUUUUAAAAAUUAUAAAUGCAGAACUCUAUUUGGGUAAUUCACAGUAAGCCAUGGUUACUAGUUCACAUUGAAUGCAGAAAUUGCUUUUGAUUGCAAGUGGAAGUACAAACCAUCACCUUUGGCUAAGUGUUAUGGUUCAUACUCACUUGUAGCAACCACUCAUCCAAUGGCCAUCCUGGUAGCAGGAAUCUUAUUCAGAGCAACAGCCAAAUCCAUUGAGUGACUUGCACAUUCAAAAUAUAUUGCUUAUUUGCUACUUUUAUUGUACUUUGUGGCAGUUAAGCUGUGCCACAUUACUACUUCCACAACUAACAUGUUGGCUCUCACCCAAUGUCCAAACCGAGCAUCAAGUUUUGCGUUGCUCCAAACAGCAGCUUCUUUGGAGAAAAAUACAUCUCAGUCCCCUGUUCUGUUGAGCCAAGGAUUAUAGCUUGUUGCUGCUGCUCAUUAGUAGGGAGAAGUAAAGUAAGAAUGAUCUCUGCAUCCAUGGUAAACCAUAACCAUAGCUUACCAUGUACAUCUAAAUGCAACUGCAGUGUAGAUUCUCUUUACAGUUCUUAUUUGCCAUCAUAUAGUCUUGAGAGGUGUUGUUUUUAUUUGAACAGGUGCAAAAAGGAAAUGAACAGCAACCUGUUCUGAACCCAGAUCUGCCCUGGUUCUCUACAUGUGCCACACACUUUAUUCUGCUCUGCCCCCAUGGGUGGAUAUAGUUUUAUUCUCUUCUUUUGGUACUCUACAACUUCAUUCAUCAUUUUCUUGUAAGCUUACUGGGCAGCUGGUAUCAGUGAAGAGGUGAUCAGAGACUGCAGUUUGUAAAUUCUUCCUUUCCUUGAUGAAACUGGUUGUUUUUAGUAGUACUGAGACCUUUCAUUGAGUAAUCAUCAUGUGACCUUACUAAUCUCUGUAGAUUCCAGAGCAGCAUCUGAUAAACACAGGUUUCAGGAAGUGCUGACAUCCUCUCCCAGCCAGUUGCCAGAAGCGUAUGAUUCAGUAUUCUGAAGUGAGUUAGAUCUUAUGAUAAUGCUAAAACACACUUCUGAGGAAGAUAAAUAAUUGUUUGCUUGAGUAAUCGCCACUUAAAAUGUGAAUUUGGUAUUUGUCCCCCCCUCAUAAAUUUAUGACUGCUUCCUACAUGCAUUUUAAAAUGUGCAGUGAAGUGAACAUGAAGUGACCUUAAAAAGAUGUGUCUUUGGGAUGUGAUCAGAGAGGAGUCUUAGAGAUGUAUCUGGCAGAAUUCAAGCUUGUCUGCUGUCCAUUUGUCUCAAACUUGUGCUCUAAUCUUACACAUCACAAAGAUGUGUGUCUGUGCCAUUUUCUAGUUGCUUUCCUACAUAGAUUGUAAGAAUGCAAUUAAGGAAUAAUACUGUGGAUAACAUUUUUUAGAACAUUGUACUUAGUGGUACAUAUGCACACAAGCUUAUUUUUCAGUUUGAACCUCUGCUUUGCAAAUCCUUUUUCUUUUUUGAAGGCAACACAGAAGCUGUGGCAGUGCCUCUGGAUGAUGGACUUUAUUCCUAAUUCUGUUCAGACGCUAUGCUGGGCCAACUGGCAAUCCCCCCUCCAACUGCUCCCCACACUUUCCCCAGAUUAGUGUUAAGUAUAAUUAAGCAUUUCCAGUGUAACCAUAGUUACCACUAGACAUACGUUGCCUUUAAUUUGGAAAUUGAAACCACGAUUAGCCCUUAAAUCAGAGAUUGAAAUUAGCUAGCCAUAGUUAGCAGUUAUAGUAGGUUCACAUAUUGUGUGGGGGUUAUGUUCCGGGGGCUGCAUGUAAAGCUGUAGAAAAGUUCUUUUGGGAUGCUCUCAAGCUGCUAAUUACUUGACUGGAGUGCAGUAGAGACUUUCUUUAAUAUUAGGUGUAUGGCUCACAUUCAGUGUUCGAAACUGCUAUUCUAGGUGCAUUUUGCGACAGGGAAUUUCAUUAGUGUGAGCAGUUUCUGAAGAUUUCAGAUUAGAGCUGCAGAGUGGAGGGGGAGAAGAGAGUUAUCUGUUGAGGACUCCCCAUUCUUGAAGACUUUUUUGCAUUCUUAGUGCACAUUUACAUUUUAUUUCCUUUCCUUUCUAUUAAUUGGCCAAACAGAGUUUACAAAUCAAAUAUACAGUGGUACCUCGGGUUACAUACGCUUCAGGUUACAUACUCUUCAGGUUACAGACUCCGCUAACCCAGAAUUAGUACCUCGGGUUAAGAACUUUGCUUCAGGAUGAGAACAGAAAUCGUGCUCCGGCGGUGCGGCAGCAGCAGGAGGCCCCAUUAGCUAAAGUGGUGUUUCAGGUUAAGAACAGUUUCAGGUUAAGAACGGACCUCCAGAACGAAUUAAGUACGUAACCAGAGGUACAACUGUACUCGCAUUAGACUUUGCAAAAUGUCAGUCAAUGCUGUUGGAGGAUUUGACUUCAUGCUUCAUAAACUACCUGUUCUAAGGACCAUAGCCUGCUUUUGAAGUCUCUUCAUCUGCUUAGUUUUUCACUUCCUCCAUACUUCUGUGGUGUUUUUGCUUAGGACUGAUUUGCGAAGAGGCUGCCUGGAAACUUGCAAGCAAAGAUGUACUACAUUUGAAAUCCCUUCUCUACAAUGGUUGCCAAUUAUCAUUUUUGUGGAAAUUGUGCUAUCCAUGUUAUUAGGCCUAAGCCACAACAUAAUCAGCUUGUAACAGACUGUAUUUUUCCAGACCUGUUGAGUUUCAUUUCUGAGAGGCCUCUGAGAGCAAACUACUGUUGCACUACUUCAGUCAUGCUUGUUCGAAGCGUCUCAUGUUGCCAUUUUGGUGCUUUAAAUUUAAACUGUAAAUCCAAGUGAAGUCCUUGGAAGAAGUCAUUUGAAAACAGCACACUAUUGGGUGGAAGAACCCACAAAUAGUUCAUUCCUGGAAUGGUGCAGACUGUUUUAAAUAGUACCUUGGCACAAACACCAUUGAUGUUACCACACUGAGAAGGCAGAGUCUGCCAAGUCCCAAAAUGCCACUUAGCAAUUUGAUCUGUUCCUUGAGUCACUUAUUGCAAUGAUGUCUGUUUACAUGCUAGGAUUCUUUGUCCCAGUUCAGGGAGACUGUACUGGAUCAGGUGCAUUGGUUAUGAUCCAGUGCAGUUGUGUGAUUGGAAUGGGGGUAACAGAAUGUAAGAAAUGAUAGGUCAGCAUUUAUAUUCUAGAUGGACACAAAAAAGUCAAGGUAAUAAUAAUUAAAUAAUAAAUUAAUAAUAAAAAGGUAACCCAUAAGUUGAAACAAUAUCAUAGCCCAGUGACAAAUAUUCAUCUCCAUGACCUCCAAUCUGUUGUCCAUUGGACUAUGAUACUGUUUUUAUAAAAUUAUCAUUUAAAAGUUGUCCUGUACAGUGGUACCUCGGGUUACAUACGCUUCAGGUUACAUACGCUUCAGGUUACAGACUCCACUAACCCAGAAAUGGUGCUUCAGGUUAAGAACUUUCCUUCAGGAUGAGAACAGAAAUCGUGCUCCGGCGGUGCAGCAGCAGCAGGAGGCCCCAUUAGCUAAAGUGGUGCUUCAGGUUAAGAACAGUUUCAGUUAAGUACGGACCUCUGGAACGAAUUAAGUACUUAACCCGAGGUACCACUGUAUAUGGAAUAGAUUUAUAUUUAACUUAUAAGUCACCUUGACCCUUUUUGUAUCUAUAAAGUAUUGGGCAGGAAAUACAUUUACCGUAUUUUUUGCUCUGUAAGACUCACUUUUUCCCUCCUAAAAAGUAAGGGGAAAUGUGUGUGUGUCUUAUGGAGCGAAUGCAGGCUGCGCAGCUAUCCCAGAAGCCAGAACAACAAGAGGGAUCGCUGCUUUCGCUGCUCUUGCUGUUCUGGCUUCUGAGAUUCAGAAUAUUUUUUUUCUUGUUUUCCUCCAAAAACUAGGUGCGUCUUGUGGUCUGGUGCGUCUUAUAGAGCGAAAAAUACGGUACCUUGUUCUUGAUUACUCAGUGUUUAUAUUUCUCCACUAUCAUUAUGCAUGAUACUUUUCUCAAAGUACUGGCCUCAGAUGAUACUGCUAUUUAAGAACUGUAGUUCUGAACUGUUACGUUUUUUUCUUUGUCAUGUUUUGUACAGUAAGAUGAAGUAGAAUACUAUGUGUGUGCUUUGAAUGUUCAGGUCAGAAAUGUGGGUCACAGAAAUGUGGGAUGCGCCAGUUUGUUUCCCUGGAGGGAGAAAUGGCUAUUGAUGCUUGUCAGAAUUCAGCAGUAUUCUUUGGUUAACAGCAUUAGAAUCUAUAUACAUGCGGAGGAUGAAAAGCUAUCGUGAAUGCAGUUCAUUCCUUCCUGUGUGGCACCUCAAAAGUUAGUAAAACAAAUGCCUUCUUUGUAGUUGAGUGGCUGCAACAUUGACUCAGAUGCUAGCAGUGAUCAUCUGUUGAAGGAAUGGGGGCUUUAACAGUCCUCUGGAAAGAAGCAGCUGACUAAAUUUUAAUUGUAUUAUUAUUAUUUUAUUUUUCAAACUUUUGUGAGAAUAUGAUUUAAGGGCAGUAAAAAAUUAUAUAUAAUGAGUCCUAUUGGCCUUUAAAAAAAUUGAACUUGCUUUUGAUAUCUAAAUUUAUUGGUAAUCUUAAUGUAUAUUUAUUGUAACUUGCUAAGAGGUUUUGAUCAAGUGCUAUAUAAAUCCUGUUAAAUAAGAAAAAUAAAACAGGAGGAACAAACGCUGCUUGGAAUCGUGCACUACAGAGGGCUAAACUAGAUGUGUUAUGAGAGAUUGCCUAUGUUUAACAUUUUAAAAAGCUUCAGUGAUCUGGAUUAGGGUCGUAGCACUAGGGGGAGUGCUGACCAGGGUUCUUUGCAAGGAGCUUGCAAAAAAUGCUUCUGCAUUCUUUGCAGGUCGCUUCAAGGAUUGACUGUGGAGUUCCCCAUGAGGAAAUCAAUAGCACAGUUUUUUUGUUUAAUGUAUUUUUUAUUAAAGAUUUCUUGGUUUAUAAAAGUAUGUGCAAUGCCUUUUUUCAAGUUACAUUUUCUACAGAUCAGUUUCAUUUGUUGAGACAUUACUGUUAUAUUAGGAAGAAAAGGGGGGAAGAGGUGGAGGGGGCCAUGGUGGGUGGGAUCGGGUGGCGAUGUUUCUAUUUUACUUAAUAUAUGAGUGGGGUUUUGUAUCAGCGUCACUUGUGCAAGUUCUCUGCUAGAAAUCAAUAGCACAGUUGAUAGCAGGAAGCUUGAACUGAGCACCUCUCAGCACAACCAGGAGUCUACUUUAAGGUUGUGCACUGGCAACCAUGUUUCCACCUGCCCUCAGCUGAUGUCACAUACCAUGUCAGAUUUGGAACAAGUUUUGUGUAGUAUAAGGGAGAUAGCAGGCUAAAUUGGGACCCAUGCUGGGCCUAAUUGGGUCACAGUCUGGAGAUUCCCCAUACCUCUAGUAGAGCUUCUAGCCUCCAUCAGCUAUAGUGCUUUAUCUAUGCCUUCAAUGUACUCUUGAAGUGCUACCCUAUGUUUUUGUUGGCAUGUCAAAGCAGUUCAUUAUCUUUGUGCUUCUGAACAGAUAAUGUUGUAGAGCCACUCUGCCAAUUUCUAUUCAUUAUUCAGGUGCUAGAGAAAGGGCAGUUUGAAACCUUUCAGCCUCUCACUGUCUGUAGGGCAGGAACAAACCUUUGCUCGGCUUAAAUGGCUGACCAGACUUUACUUCUAUGAUCUUACUCAGUGGGUGAUAGAAGUGUUAGUUCCAGUAAUUACAGGUCUUACCACCUGGCUGAAAAGCCAAUGCUUGCUUUAAAAUGUGAUCAUUUGCAUAUUCCUUAGCUGGAUUUGUUCCAACUCCGUUAACCCUUCUUUGAAUAGCAUGGUACAUUUUGGGUGUGUUUUUAUUUUGUUUUCCCAAAACAUUUAAAGUGGGAUUCAAUUUAAAUGCAACACUGCAUUUUCAGAGAACUCUUGGUGGCCUGGUUCAACCCAGACUUAAGGUAAAGGUAAAGGGAUCCCUGAGCAUUAGGUCCAGUCGUGACCGACUCUGGGGUUGCAGCGCUCAUCUCGCUUUAUUGGCCGAGGGAGCCGGCGUACAGCUUCUGGGUCAUGUGGCCAGCAUGACCCAGACUUAAAACAUUUUAUUUGCUGAUAAAAAAAAUAUGCCAAUCACCCAUACUCAUUUCUUUUGAGAUGAAUAGAAGGUGAGGUAUAGUUCUACUUGUUGCUUUGGAAUGCUGAGAGUCCUGGGGCUUGUCUGAAACCAGUAGGCCAUAUCAGGAGCUUCCUAUUAAACACUCUGGAUUUUGCAGGUGACCAUGAUCAUGGACUGUGAAGAAAUCCCUGAGUUCUCAUGUCCAGAGGAAGAAACUGCAUACUGGAAGGAGUUAUCUUUGAAAUAUAAACAAAGGUAUGGUUCUAGUAGUAGUAUACUGAGUUUCAUUUCUAGGUAGUUAAUGCAUUUAAAUUGCUUUCUUUGAGGUAACCUUUUAAAUGUCUGUCGCAGCAGUAAGAAGCAAGUGGUUGGAAGCCACGUGUCUUCAGCAAAGCUGUGAGCUAUGUGCUCUGGGAUGCAGGAAUAGAAUUUCUUUGUCAGUAGUGGCCUUGCACUGUUUGAAAUCUGCCUUUGCAAACAAUGGGGUCCUUUAUCAUCUCAAGAAUGCUGCUGAUUGCUGCCUUUGGCAGAUUGUCUCAUGCUUCACUGUGGGGUUAAACUGUAUAUCUUUAAAAGUUCUAGUUUUACUGAAGUUUAGUUUAGGUACAGUGCAGCCUAAUUUUGGUAAAUAAGGUCGUUCUGAGAUUAUAGGAGCUUCUGACUCCCUCUAGUGAUUAGGAUGCUGUUUAAGCCUCUGAUUCUUGUCUAUUGCAUGAUAGCAGCCCAGCACAUGCGUGAUCUGAAUGAAUUCAGUUUCCUGCCUGAAUACUGGUAUGGAAUGAAAGACAAAGACAGCCAUUAUGGGCUACCAGACCCCCCCUCCCCCAGAUUAGAUAGAUAGUAGAUUCAUUGUUCUGACUUGGUGGGUAAUUUUUGUAUAGUCUUGUAGUCUUGUUAGCUUCUUCUUGCCUAGAGCAGUAUGGUUUGAAAAAGGAAAGGAAAAAAAAGCAGUGAUGUUGGCUUCCUGAACAAGGUGUGUGGUGUGAGUUUUUAAGGAGUUAACACAGGGAUGGGUAGAAACUACUCUAUUGGGAAAUUUGCGGGGGAUUGGCAGUGGUUUUCAAUUUUUAUUUUUUUAGCAAUAGCAAAAAGGAUUCAACAGCAUCCUCAGAUUAUUAGUACCUUGUUUAUUCAUCACUUUUAAGAGUCUCAAAGUGACUUAGUUUUUUAUCUAAAGGCACUCAUCCAGUAAUAUUGUAAAAAAGUUGAAGCCUACUGUACCCAAAUAAAAUAUUAACACCACAAACAGGCCAGAAAACAUACCACAGUAUUAUCCCAAUUAAUCAAAAGCCUGGGCAAAUAGGAAUGUCUUAGCCUGGUGUCUGAAAGCUGACAGUGAUGGUGCUAGGUUUUCAUAGGGAGAGGAUUCCACAAAUGGAUAGCAACCCUUGAAAAAUCCCAUUCUCAGGUUGUCACCCUCUAUACCUCCCUCUGAAGAGGCACACAGAGAGGGGCCUCUGAAAAUCCCUGGGUUUGGGUAAGUUCAUACAAGGAGAAGUGGUCCCUAAAGUAUUGCGGGUUCUGAGCAGCAUAAGGCUCUAUAGGUCAAAACCCACACUUUGAAUUGCACUCAGAAACUAACUGUUAGCCAAUGUAGUCAGGCCAGAUCGGUCUUACUAUGUUCAGACCAUCUGAUCCCAGUCAAGUCAACAAUCUAGCUGCUCAAUUUUGCAAUUUUGUAAACUGGCUGCAGUUUACAAAUACCUUUCAGUGGUUACCCAGAUGUGGGCAACAGAAGCUAGGCCAGGGGUUGCAAGCUUUUUUGGAGCAGUGGGCAGUUUUUGAAUUUUGAGAAUGCUCUGGGCACCCUGCAUAAAUGGCAUGGCAUAACCCAAAAUUAGAGUACAUUCAUGAUUAAUCUUUCCCCAUAUUUAUAUUUCUGUACUAGAAACAGCUUAACCUGUUCCAUUUCAGCUUGUCAUACAGAUGUUAAAGGCAUAUAUUAGCAAACUACUUAAAUGCUAAUGUAUUUAAGUGGUAAAUAAAUUGUUUAAAUAAAAUAAAUACAAACCCUGAUUUUCCACAGUGUCAACCCUAAACCAAAGCCUACGCUGCCUCAUUAAACUUGAAGAGACUUGCUUCUGAGUAGACUUGUAGACCAUUGUAUAGUAAAUUAACUAUACAGUGAAUUGUGAAUGAGUGCAGGAGACAUGCCUAAGCCUCUUUGCAAAGCCUUCACUUUUGCCUUUUGCAGGGACAGGAUUCUUUAACAUCCAGCCACACUUACUGUAGUAAUAUUUUUAGAAAAUAACUUACAGGGAGAGCCAGUGUGGUGUAGUGGUUAGGAGCAGUGGACUCGUAAUCUGGUGAACCGGGUUCUUGCCUCCACUCCCCCACAUGCAGCUGCUGGGUGACCUUGGGCUAGUCACACUUCUUUGAAGUCUCUCAGCCUCACUCACCUCACAGAGUGUUUGUUGUGGGGGAGGAAGGGAAAGGAGAUUGUUAGCUGCUUUGAGACUCCUUAGGGUAGUGGUAAAGCGGGAUGUGGUAAAGCAGGAUAUCAAAUCCAAACUCCUCCUCCUCCUCCACCUGAUUUCAGGUGAACUCACCACAGGAAAGAUGGAUUCUGGUUGCUAGGGGAAAAGGAAGGGCAAACUACAAAUAUUCCACUGGUUGGGAGAGUAAGUUAGAUGCAAGAGAAGUGCACUAAAGGGGAGGCGGAAACAGCAGCUCUCUGGGGCCCCAGGGAUUUCUACUGCUUGGUGUCCAAACAACUUGUUUAUUAAUCUCUUUAUUAACUUUAAACAGUAUAGCAUCACAAGAGACACAGCAUUUUGAAUAAGCAUGUGUCUCAAGUGACACAAAGGAUUCUAUUGUUUGGAAGAUUAUUUUUUUCUUUCUAUGGGGAUGCACAUAGAUAGUGUGCAGCAGUUCUUUCAGUAGGCUUUCAGCAAGAAUCGUGGUUAACCUCCACACAAUAAUCCUUCACAUAAUCCAGCAGUAAAAACUUUUGGUCCUUUUGAGGGUCACUGGGAAGAAGUAGUUAUGGGCUUGCUAAUACCAUAUUGACAGGAUGGAGGCAUGGUUGGAGUAAUGCCUCACUCAUCAUCACCAUUCUUCUUACAGUUUCCAGGAGGCCCGUGACGAGCUGGCAGAAUUUCAGGAGGGCAGCAGAGAACUGGAAGCAGAGUUGGAGGCUCAGCUGGUACAGGCUGAACAGAGGAACCGGGACUUGCAAGCAGACAACCAAAGAUUAAAGCAAGAAGUGGAAACUUUAAAGGUACAACUGCAUCUGUUAGCAGUGUUGGUGGAGGCAAAUCUGGAAUAGGAAAUUAUCGUUGCAUUUAUAGCUCACUUCAUUAUCAAGACAUUGUUCUAAAGCUACACUUAGGUUUCAGGGCCAGUUAAUUGUGGCCUAUCCUUUCUCUUAUUUUUAUAGUCUCUUAGCCCACCAGAUUUUCAAAAGUCACUGGAAAAUGAGCAGCCUAACAAGCCUUGGAGCUUAAAACUAGUGCUCAAUGUCUAUUAAAGGGCUUUUAAGAGUGAACAUUGGUGUAUUCAAAUGCCUUUUACACGUGAAAGGACUGCUUGGUGCUAUGAGUACACUGUGGGAAGAGAAGAUGUUUUGGCAGAAUCCUAUCAGAAAGGUGUAUGCAUUGCUGUUGGCAGCACUCUGGUUGCAAGGCUAUAAGAGUUUAGUUGCAGUUCAAAGACACAGUGAACUGCCAUACUGCCUUGACAUGCUUCUGGAGAAUUGCAUUCUCUCCCAUAAACCUAAAGGUACUGUAACUUGGAUCUUCUGUAGUAAGAGUACUUGGUUACUUACAACCAUCCAGUAUAAUGAAAAAACAUGCUUGCUUUAUGGUCUUAGAUGAGGGCUUGAGCAUACUGUAUCCACUACAUUCCUUAAGAUGAGCUGUCCCUAUCAAUAUGAACCUCUUACCUGAGGGGCUCUCUUGUAGCUACACAUCUCAUAUGUGAAUUUGCUUUUCAGAAAUGUGGUAGGCGUUGAGGAGAAAAAGAGAAGAAAAUGGGUUAAGUCCUGCUGGGUGUGACUUGGUCUGUUUGUAUUGGCUAGGUAGUCUGUAAAUGUAUCUGCAAAUAUGAAUGUGUGUUUGAGGAAGCAGCACAGGGGGUAGCAGGAAUGCUUCUAAAUCACUUUGUUAAUUUCAAAGUGUUGUUAAUUUCUCUUGUGCUUUCAGGAGAAGCUUGAGCACCAGUAUUCACAAAGCUACAAGCAAGUGUCUUUGUUGGAGGAUGACUUGAGUCAGACCCGGGCAAUUAAAGACCAGCUGCAUAAAUAUGUGAGAGAGCUAGAGCAAUCCAAUGAUGACCUUGAGCGUGCUAAGAGGUAAGGGUCAUGGUGUUGGGUGGUAGUCUAUUCCCUUCCUGAGACAGAUAACUCCUUAUAUUGCCUUGCUGCUCAGGUUUUUGUUUCAGUAGCUUCCAAAGAACCUUGUAUGCUAUAAAUAGUGAAUUGAUGCUGAUGCAGUUGUGUAACUAAAACAUCUACAGUGCUUAUCAUAUUUCCAAAACAUCUUUUAUGUGGUAGCCUCUUGGGUUAGCAAAAAAUAUGAUUGAAUUUUGAAGCAUUAAUGUAAAACACGCAAUGACUAUAAUUUCCAUUUAUACAACAAAUUAUUUUGCACAGUCCCCAUAAAAAUAUAUAUGUAUGUGUGUAGUGUUUGUGCCUGGUUGGACUGAUUCUCUCCAGAAGGAUAAAUUAGCAUUCAGAAUGUGCUGUGAGGAAAGUGGUCAAUGAUUUCUGCUACAUCUACAGCCCACAGGAUCAGGUUGGCACCAAAUGUGCCAAAAAUAUUAUUUUAUUUUAUUUAUGGUUAAGUAUAUAUAAUAGUUAAAUGUUGUACAUCAUGAAUAGGAGCCGCAAAUACCUUUAAAAUGAAAUCCUGCUCUCAGGGGUUUAGGGCAUCCUUGCAAAUAAAUUCAGAAAGUUUGCUGACCACAAACUAACCAUGACUUAUAAUAUGAUAGUUUUAGAAGUGACUCUUGAAUGUGCACUGAAGAGCUGUAUCCUCUGUUUUUCUCUGUGUGUGUCUAGGGCCACAAUUGUUUCCUUGGAAGACUUUGAACAAAGACUGAAUCAGGCCAUUGAGAGAAAUGCCUUUUUGGAAAGCGAGUUAGAUGACAAGGAAUCUCUGCUAGUUUCUGUACAAAGGCUGAAGGAUGAAGCAAGAGGUAUUGCUAAAUUAAUGCUUAGUUAAUGAAGAUGGAAUCUGGUUGUGAAGGAAUAAAUAGGAACUUUUAGAAUGAACCGUGGGUACAAAUGUAAGCCAAAUUGUAAUAUAUUGUCAUAUCGUGAAGUUUAGCUGGCAAUAUAUUAUGAUGUUGGAAAGCAGGUAUUUCCUAGCCAUACUGGGAGGUUCAUAGAAACAGUAAAAGGGCUUUGAACUACUACUGGUUUCCAAGCACCAAACAGCCAGGUGGGUGCCUGGAAAGUUCACACAAGGUAUUUUGAGAGAUGGGUGGCGUUGCCCACCUAUCAAUCAUGUGAUGUCAUAAUGAUGUCAUGUCAUAUUUGGCUUACAAGGCUGAUCCUGAUAAGGAUUUGACCUGUGGAGGCAAAUAGGUUUCCCAGCCAUGCUUUAUGUAGUGGCUAUCAUAUUUCAGAACACGAAUCAAUGAUCUGUUGGACAUCAGCAGACCAGAUUUGAUGAGGAAAUACAUAUUAAGUAACUUUGAAACCCAUCUGUACUUAUGUAAUCUCCUUUGGAAAUCCCUGACUUAUGGAACAUUUCUCGGAAGAGGCUUCAGCAGUAUGUAGAUAAAGGCAUGUCUGGCACCUUCAGCAUUCUUUCUGUGGCACCCCUGUGAGGCUCAGGAACCCAGUUAUGUCACCACUUGCCUGCAGAGCUGGCAGCCACUCACCGUUUUUCAAACACGCUUCCUUGUAGAGUGUUCCCUUAGCCUCCUCUCCCCUCUCCUUGGGAGUCGUCUGGGCAGCAGCUGCUGCCGCCCCUGGUCUCUUGGGUUGCUCUCCUUCCACAAAGAGAGGUGUCUCUUCAUGCUGCCCCACAAGGUCCUGGGACUUGUCUGUCCAUUCCCAACAUCAAGGGCUGGUGGACUGGCUGACUGGGCUCCCUUGCCUGCUUGCUUGCUUGCUUUGAGGCAGCCUCAGCUCCUGGCAACCAGUACCUGGCAAGACACUAAAAAGACCUUGCUGUGCCAUUCUGCACAGACUUCUUGUCUCUCCCUGUUGUGGUGUGCUGCCUGCACUUAUAAUUUGGUAAAAUAAAAUAAGACUGUGUAUAUUUUAUAGACUUGGGUUCUUUUGACGUUUCAACAAAAAUUGUCUUUUCCACAAUGGAAGUGUGAGGUGCUAUUCAAAAUAUGAAUAUGCUGUGUCAGCCAAGCAGAUGCUUGAUUGCCAAGGAGUACAUUUAUAAAAGCUAGUGGGAGGAGGGAGGUGAAUUUACCUGAUGGGCAGUUUCCCUUUGCUUAAGGGUUAUUAGUUAUGCUACUUCUGUGUAACUUGCAUUGAUAGACAAUGGAAAUUGUUCAUUAUUGACGUCAAGUUUUAGUUCAAAGGAAGUCUUGUCCAAGUUAGGGUUUGAGAUCAAGUCAUGCAGCUCCAGCCAACGUUCUGUUUGUGUCUCAUUUGGCCUUCACAAACCUACUCUGAGAUGGUAGGAAUCUCCAGAGAAAUGAGUACAACAGAAGUUGGAGGGUAAGGUGGAUGUGUUCUCUGUGUUAUGGGACACAUCUGCAAUAUAUUCUUCUUCAAACUUACAGAUUUAAGACAAGAAUUAGCAGUACGGGAAAGGCAACAGGAAGUGACCAGGAAGUCAGCGCCUAGUUCCCCAACCUUGGACUGUGAGAAGAUGGAUUCAGCUGUCCAAGCAUCACUCUCACUGCCAGCAACACCUGUUGGGAAAAGCUGUGAGAACAGCUUUCCCUCUCCAAAAGGUAGAACACAAUACACAUGUUAUGCUCUGAAUGUUCUACUGUUUACAUUGUGUGUGAAUGUAGAACUUGCCCAGUUCUUGCACAGCUGUAGUAAUGUGGGCCAGUCUCAGAGUAGAAGUUAAAGAACAAAUUUUGAGCCAUAUACAGCAACAAAGAUUUACUUGUGUAUUAAUUAAGACUUAUUUUUUUCCACCUGGCCUGGGAGGGUGUGACCCUGACUGACUUCAGCUACAAAAGCUGAGGCUGCUGAAAGAAUCUUGAGCGGGUUUUUUGUGGUGUGUAUGUGUUUCUGGGGUUUUUUUGUAUCUUUAUUUUGUAUCUUAUUUAUGUGGAAAUCGUUCAGUUUGGUUGUAUACUUUUUGAUGUUUUGUUUCUUUUUUUAUGACUACUUUUGUUACAUUUUUUAAUAAGCUGCCUUGAGCAUAUUUUUAACUUUGUAAAGGUGGCAUACAAAUAAAAUGGUUGAUUAUUUUUCCAUUGCUUCUUGUUUUUGUUAUAAAACCCUAUCCGAUAUAAUGGCAAUGUAGAUAUUUGAAGAUUGUGAGAUAAGGUUUUAGGGAACUGACUGAGAUAGUUGGUCUUCAUAAAUAUGUGUAGUGGUGAUAUUUUCCCAGAGAGCAACUGUUCUUAGGGGCCAGGGAACAUGAGUGGUCAUGCUCUUCUUUUUCCUUUUUUGUUCAUAUGUACAUCCAUGUGACUAGUCUCUUGUCUUUUCCCUUCUGCAGCUCUUCCCAACGGUUUUGGUACCAGUCCCCUUACUCCCUCAGCCAGAAUAUCUGCGCUCAAUAUUGUAGGUGAUCUCCUAAGGAAAGUUGGGGUAAGAGCCUUUCUUUACCAUGCAUGACUUAUUUAUUCUCUCUUUCAGAGUUCCAGGCUAUGUUUAAAGCAGCCUAGGACUUUUCAUUGAUACUGUUGCAUACUGAUUCUGUCACACUCUUCGUUAUGAGAUGAACUGUAAACAAGGAUGCUAAUUGAAACAAAUGCAUUGUUAAUAGCAUUGUGAAUGAAGGUAUCUGCUUCAAGAUGUUUGAGCCAACUCUCUCUCUCUCUCUCUCUCUCUCUCUGUGUGUGUGUGUGUGUGAGAGAGAGAGAGAGAGAGAGAGAGAGAGAGAGAGAGUUGGAAUUAGUUCUCUUGGGAACCAAAGUGUGUGCUGCUGGCUUACUCACCCUAGAUAGUGGCAAGCUGUUGUUGUCUUCUCUCUACCCCUCUCUCACCCUGCCCAUUGCAGAAUUCAGAAUGCAUGUAUGUGUGUGUGUGCGCAUUGAGGAGUGCAAAAAUGGAUGGGCAAUGCUUAAUGAAAUCAUAGAGCAUUUAUCUCACAAAUCCCAUUAAAGAGGUUAGCUGGUUAGCUCAGAGUAUCCCCCCAUAGUCUGUUGUCUCUCCAGUCACAUCCCAGCUCUGAUGGUUAUUUGCAUAUUCUUCUAGUAUUCCUACUUUCCUGUAACAAAUGCUUCUAGUUCUUACCUUUUUUGCCAGCUGCUCCCAGCUUUUCCAAGAUUUUCUCAUAAAAUGAUGCAAAUUUCAAUUUCUACUAUUUUUAACAUUUUGAAGGGCAUUUUGGCUUUUCAAUAAGGGAGUUCUCCUCUGAAGAAUUCUGGCCUGUCCUGCAUUUGGGAAUCCAUGUUCUAUUCAAGAGCAGACUUUUCAAAUCAGCUUCUCUUACUAAGAAUGUGACAUAAGUGGAAUCGGAAGAUUGACUGGCUGCCCUGAGUCAUUGCUCCAUCUUAUAUUUUGUUGAAUCUGCUGAUGUUGAUUCUGUUUCUCCUAAACCCUCAUUAAGGCAAAUUACUUUAAAUAAAAAGCUCUGUUAUCUACUUCUUUCUCAGGCCUUGGAAUCGAAAUUAGCUGCUUGUAGAAACUUUGCGAAGGACCAGGCAUCGCGGAAAUCUUACAUUUCAGGGAACAUAAACAGCAGCAUGAUAAACAGCAAUGGCAUGAAGUUCUGUCAUUCAGGACACACGACAUUCUAUGACAAAGCGUAAGUUCUGGUUGUGCUCGAUGUUUCAGGGAUGUAGUUUGUAUGCUAAUAGACAAAAGUUUCCAACCUUUGGCCUAUGGACAUAUUUCCUGUGGAUAUAGGGUGCAACUUAAGGAAGCCCAUCAUCUACAGGCCUCUUGUUAAGCCCAGAGAACAGGAUACCUUGACCCUCUGAGGAUGCGAAUCUGAGCUUUCAUGUUCUCCAAUUUGGCACCUAAGCUGUAGCACUAGGAAGCUGGCUUGGCAACCUUCAAGAAAUUGUAGUGGGCCCUUUAGAGUGUUCUGUACAGUUGGGGAAAGGAGUUAAUAGCAAAUAGUGGAACAUCACUCAAAAUAAGCAAGGCAUCAUGAGGUCAGAUUUGUUUGGCUUACUGUGACACUUCAUGCUUUGGUUUCUUUCCAAGAGUUAAGUGAAGUUUGUUAAGUAAGAAACAACCUAGCCUUCACAUGCCAUCAGUGAAACUCAGGAGUAUUCCAUCAUGGCUACCACGUAUGUCUAACAGAAUAUUGUAGUAAUGGUGGUGAGCUGAACUCCCACCCUCAUAUUUGUUGGACCAUUUGUCCCCUUGGGAAAAUGAAUAUGUUUUCCAUUAGAUUUCAAGAUGGACAGAAGAAAAUUUUGUGCGUAGUGGUUGGCUUGGACUCACUUUACUUCUUAGAAUGAGGAGGCAGAGGGUUUAGGGUCAACAGGACCUUUUUCUUCCUGACUGUUAACUGUCAUGCCGUUGUGGAUGUUCUGAUUUAGGUAAGAUCAUGAAGGGGAAGGGUUGGGUUAACUCACCCAUUCCUGCACAAAGUUGUCCUGAUCCAAAUUUUUAUUUUUUAAACUAUAGGGCAGUGGUGGGAAAUAGAAUUUGGCUGGUAAGCCAGAUCCUUAGCUCCCCCAUCCGCAGUGGGACACUUUGACAGCUGCAGUGUCAAAGUCCUGCCCACUUGUCAAUCACUUGAUAUCACAAUGUCAGGUGACCCAUUUUUCCUAGGCAACACAGCUCAAAGUCAAACUGUGUCGCCAAGCAAGAUUGCAGCGAGGCUUGAAGUUGGUGCUGAUCAGCCAAAUUUAACAGGUGCUGCAUACAAGCCCCACUUGCCAAAGAGUAGUUGGGAGUAUAUUCUAAGGCUCCUGGUUAUUCCUUUCUCUUGCAUCGUUACCUCAUAUAUGGCAUCAUAUAUGAUGGCAGGUGGGCAUGGCUUCGGAGAAAUGGCUUACAGGCCAUAUUAAGGACUCCUGGCAGAACAAAUUAGCCUGUGGGCUGGAGUUUUCUCAACCACUGCCAUAGAGAAUGUGAAGGACUACAGAGUUUCUCUUCCUCUGUCAUAUCAAGUACAGGAAGACAAACUUGUUAAUGUUUGAAAUGAUACACACUCUUGGUAAUUUCAUUAUAAAAUGUAAGGUAAGCAAGCCCUUUCCACUCUUUCCACUGAGAGAACUUUCUCAGAAAUUUCUUCUGCUCUUUCCCAAUUUGGGCAAAAAUUAUUCUAGCCUUUUAUGUCCCUCCCCUGCAAAUGGGCAAAAAGAGCUGUGCCAAAAAUAUUGGUCCAGCUCUAGUUAAGAGCUGUUUGUUUCAAAAGUUUCGGGAGCUAUGCUGCCUUGAGCAUUUGUGAGGUUUUAAAUAGUGUAUGGUCAACCAUGUUCCUAAUCUUUUUGCAGAGAUUUGGAGCCACUGCAAAGAAAGCCCUGCCCUAUGCCACCUUUCCCCAUACUUUGGAUUGUGGAGGAUCAGGGUCAUCCUUAAAUUAUCUUGCACAGAGAUUGUUUAGGUGACAUAAACAGGGAGUUAGGCAAUGAAGUUGUUGCAAAACUGAAGUGUUAUGUUCCAUGCAACCUGCACCAGUUGCAAUCUAACAGCUGCAUUUCUGGUACCUUUUUCAAAGGCAGCCCCUGACAGACCUCAAGACAGCAGUCUAACCUAGAUGUGACUAAGUGUGAUUAGGGCAAAGUGUGGUACAUCUUUCAUGUGCAAAACUAAAUCCACAUAAGCAGCUGAGUCCUUCAGAAGUUUGGGAGGGGAAAGGGAAAGUAGAAGCUCUGCUGGCUGCCUUUGUGCCUGGCUUAAUGAUGUUUUCUGUAUAGCUUACAGAGCAAGCUGCAUCUUUGCCAUUUGCACAAAGGUGGGAUAGGAAAUUGCUUGUGGAUACACUUAGUCUCAAUGUGAAUUGGGUGUGCCUUCAAUGUGUGAUUUGCUUCUCAUGGUCAUGAAUCCAGAGGCAAGCCUCUUAAAACCCACGCUUGCUAUCUUGAGCCAUACUGUGAACAGUAAGCAGAUUGUAAGGUAGGAAAGGGUCACUCCAUGCUGGGCUGCAUGCUGGGCUGGUUUGUGUAAUGCAACAUGCAGUUGACCCGCUGGAAGUAUUCAUGAUUUGUGUAUAUUUUGUAUUAUCUCUCUAUUGCUGCAUCAGUCAUCGUCUCAUGUCUCUUUUCAGGUCCUUUGUGCUUUUUAUCAGUUUAAGCUCAUCUUAUAUUGGCUUAGUUUUUGUUGCCCUCUCCUCUUUUUGCUUUCUGCUCAUCCCUUCAUUUAGAACACCCUGGCUUUCCUCUUACAAGUCUCUCUCCAAAAUUCUCUUCAGGUUUUCCCAAGUCUCAUUCUGCACUUUUGCAGAAAUGAUUUCUUUCUAUUUGGUCCUCUUAUUUUAUUUUUAUUUUUUUUGCCAGUCCCUGACCUCACCUUGCACUAUGCCAUAUCCUAUUCAGUGCAGAACUCCCUGUUGUUUAUAGUAAUUAGUACAGAACUGAAACAACAGAAUUGGUAAACAGUACUGUUAGGCAGCUGCAGUCCUACUUUUGGGCAGUGGUUAGGGGAUUCUUGCAGCUUGUCUCUUGAAGAAUAUGUCUAACAGAGAUCUGGUGAUCCUGUCUUCAAGGUAGUGCUGGGGAACAAAUAACAACAACAAGCUAUAUCCCAUGAAGCAGACACACAGGGUUUUCUUGAGCAGCAAGCAGGGAGGUAUUCAAGUUCUUCAGGAGUGUGCAGAGAAGAUUAAAGGCCACACUUCUUUUCUCAGUUCCUUCUGCUUUUGGCCCCGAUGUUGACACUCUGUGGCCUUGCAUCCUGUCCGUCUUCCUUUGCUGCUUCUCCUUGUCUCUCCCCCACCCUCCCUUUCAGUCCACCUGUGUUUAUUUAUUUAUUUAUUUAUUUAUUUGCCUAUUGUUAAGCCCUUCUGAGUAAUUGUGAAUUGGCUACCAUCUUAUUGCCAUGCUGGCUAGGGCUGAGUAUAGCUUAUCAUGGCAUGGAAAGUGAGCUUAGGCAUGCUCUUUUUUCUCCUUCUCCCCUGUUUGUUUGUUUGUUUCUUUCUUUUUCUCUCUCUCUCUCUUUCUUUAGCCCCUGUAGUCAUCUCCCUGCCCCCAAUUGUCGCUGGAUCCUGAAACAGCCACGCAUGUUUAUGGACCCAACCCAAUCUGCUGCUGCUGCUGCCUUAUGAAUGGCCUAUGGUUGGGUGGUGGGACUGAUUGAGGUAACUCACACAUUGCUCUAUUGUUGGCUUUGCCGCUGUUCUGCUAGUAGCAAUUGUUUACACUGUUGACUCUCUAUGGUGCAUUGGAAUUGAGUGGCUAUUAAACUGGGGUGUGGUGGGUACUAUCCUACCUAGUGACAUGCAGGAACAACUUGUUAAGGGCUUCUUAUAUGGAAAGUUAACUUAAGUCAUUUGUUGAAACUUGAAGCCAAGUGAGCUUAAGUGAAGUUGGAAAUUGUGACUGAACCAGAGAAUAAACCAGUUAUUCAUGUCCUUGUAAUGCUGAAAAUUGGUGGUGGCUGAUAAGUGGCUGAGAUGACUUCAUGCAAACUUGUCUUUUGAGCUUGUUAGACUAGGGAUGAGGAACCAUAGGCCUGUGGGGUAUAUGUCAUCCCUAAGACCUCCCCAUCUGGCCUACAGUGUUCCCUUCCCUGCUACAAUUAAAUAUGAAAAAAGGCUUUUCCCAGAGCAUUUCAGUUUGACACAGCUAGGAAGGAAAGUGUUAAUACUCCCUUUGCACCAAAACACCCUGUGCUCUGCAAUUAAACUUGAUAAGUAGCCUUCUGUUGCCAUCAGGAGAAGGUUUUUCUCAAGCCUAAUUGUUGUGAUGGUCUGUCACAGCCCAUUUGCAAUCUCCAGAAAAUCCAUCCCUCCUCCAGGAGUUGGGCUUCAAAAACCCCAAAAUACUGUUUUCAAGCCAAGUUGGCUGGGGGAGUGAAUGCAUGUGAUAUGAAGGCAGGUGUGUGUAUGCAAUCCUUGGAGGGUUUAUAUCUCAUCCUGCUUUAGAUCUCAUUGCCAAGAGUACAAUUGCUUGCAUUGUAGUAUCACACGUUUCUAUUGCAGAAUGAGAGCACCAUCAGCAGAGCACACUUUAGAUCCCAGCCCAAGCCAGAAUUCCAUGCUGGUGUCUUUGUAUCUUAUGUUAGCAUUAAUGUACAGCGUUAUCAAAUUCUAAACACAGCUGUAUUGAUGUUGUACAAGCUAGUACUAAAAAUGGUCUCUGGUAGGCCAUCAAGGACCACUGACUAUAUUAUUAGAAAUAUAUACAGUAUACAUGAAUGCCAGUUGUGCAGGCAGAACCCCUAAUAGCAAAGUGUUCCCAGAGCAAGGCAGACAUGUAGAUGGUAAACUGGAUUGAUUUUAGGCAACUCUAAUCUUGCUGUUUUAGUGCUAUGCUUGGUGGAAUUUGGAAAGCAAUUCCCCACUUUGGCUUUAAUACUAGUUCCUAAAUUGACUUCAAGAACCUCACCUUCAUCAGUGAUGCCUGGAAGUCUUUUGACAUAACAGAUAUUUUCAAUAUGAAUUGUUUCCAUCUCUCCUUUUUGGAUAGGUCAGAUUCCCUGCGCAUUUCAUGGGUAAUUGCAACUGUUUUGGUGUGAUGCCUGAUGCGUGGAGAUGCGAGUGUGUGUCACUUAUCAGGGAUGUGUGGGGCUGAGAUACUAAUCUUGUGACUGAAUUGGUUUUUGGUUUUUAUUGCCAUGUAACUAGAUUUAUAGAUUUUACGUAACAGGAUGCUAUACUUCUAUUGAACUCUUGUCCUCUUCAUGCAUGCCACUUGAGUGCGACAAAUACGUGCCAGAUUUGAGGUGUGUGCUGUGUACAGAAAUGAAACUUCUGGAACUUUGCAAACCAUGGAAAAACAAACCCCUAGAAAUUUUGAGACAAAAUAAUAUAUAUAUAUAAGUACUUAUUCAUCAAUUUCAAACUUGAAUAUAAAAUGUAUUGUGUAAAGUUAGUACUUUAGCAAACAGUACAAUUUAAUGAAAUUUUAAAAACAAAUGCCUUAGCUGUAUUUGAGCAUCAAUUACAAAUAGGCCCAGAAAUAGAGUUACUACCUGCUGAACCUUACAUUACAUAAAGAUAACUGUUUUUUGUAAAAAUAUGAAUGAUCACAUAAAGCAGGAACAAUCAGUAUCGUGAUAAGCAAAAUGAAAGUUUUUAACAAUUAGGCCUUGAAACAGUCCACUGUCCAUAGCAUUUAUCCAGAAAUGGGGAAAAACCCCAAAUUAAUAAAAUAAUAAUAAUCUGGAGACACAUGAGGGGAUAGUGGAUUGAUACCACAUAUCACAAGCAAGAUUCAUAUAUAUCUGCUUUAUAUUCAGGUGGUGACAUUUUCAUGCGGGGGUUCUGUUCCCAGCCCCCAUAAGCGUCAGUGGAGUGCGUAUAAGCCUUCAUCCGGGUCCAAAAGGACCUGUGCGUCUGCAAUCAUGUGUCAGUUGGACAUGCCUAAAAUGGUUGCCAUCUGUGUAACAGGAUUGAGCUCUUUAGUCAUUAGCACACAACAAGUGUGGAAGGCAAGGGUAAAAAUACCAUAAAUAAGCCACAUGAAACCCUAAUUGAACAAUAAAGCACAACCUUGAAAAUUCCCACAAUGAAAUUUGUUUCUAAUCAUGAUCAUUUCUGAAAGAUCAGUAGAUUCCAAUUUUCUGUUUCCUUCUCCAUAAUUUGUGAACUGAAGGUUUGCUGCUUGAAACAAUAUUUGCAUGUUAGCUUGUUUCUUAAUUCAGUGUGUACUUAAUUUGCAUCAUUUUAUUUCAUGCUCAAAUUUCAAGUGGAGGAAUUUGGAAUAGGCAUUAAGAAUUGUACAUGUCUUCAAAAAGUACCUAACACUUUACAUCAGAAAUUAAGGAAGUAAGAUAAAGAUGAAACAAUAUUUUAAAGCCCUGUAUUAAAAGGUGUCAUUCACAUUAAGUUGGCUCCAGUGCUGGAGGAAUUCCACUCCCCUAACAAGAUUUCACCUGCCUGUUCUUCCAUUCUGCCCCUGCCACCAACAGACCUCCAAAAUCUGCUCCAGAAGGUUUAGAGACCCUUCAGAGAAAAUUCUGACUGUGUGGAAGUCUGUUGCAGAUGAGGAGAGGGAAUUGAAGUCCCUUUGCUCAAAUACAGAAAGCUGCCUAAUCAUUGGUCCCUGUAGCUCAUUAUUGUCUACACUGAUAUAUUGGCUCUCUAGGGUUUCAGGCAGGGAGCCUCUCCCAGCUCUACCUGGAGAUUAAGCCUGGGACCUUCAUCAGGCAAAGCAGAUGCUUGCCCAGUGCUGAGGUUUGACCCUUCUGUCCAUAAUUCCAAAAGUGAAAAUAGUUCAUAAGUUUCAAAUUUUCUUCCACAGCGUCCUUUCUUUUUCAUUGAAAAAUGGAGGGGAAAGGCCUUGAAGGGAGAAGGGCAUUCCCCUACCUCCCUAUUCAUUCUUUGUCAAUAGAUUUCUGCUUAAGAAGGGGAGAGGAAGUCACUGCUGAAUGUAGUCACUUCUGCUGUUUGAGUGAGAAGUAUGCCACAGGCAAGAAGCUUUGCCUGCUCAUAUUGAUGCGGCAUUUCUCCAGCUCAAUCUGCUGUUGAAUCAGGAAGGCAGAGGGAGGCUUUAAUGGGCCUCCUGCCUCAGCCAGUCCUAAGGAGAUAAGUAGGCUAGAAAUGGCUGACCGACAGUUCGCUAGGGCUUUAUUGCAUCAGAACUGCAGUUCAGUGAAUGGCCUGGAUCUGAACAGUCUUGUACCUCGGUUCUCAGCUGUUACCAUGACAUUCCUUGUGUGACUAGCCCCAGCACUUUGUGUGGUUUUUGUAGGAACAGGUUAGCCUAUAAUUGCCUUAAGCCAUCUUCAGAAUAUCUGUGACCUAGAAAUACUUUUUCUUCUCUGUAGGGCUCACACCACCAUCAUUUAGCUUGCCCUGGGAAGCCCUAGCAGUCCACUAGAUACCUGCUAAUCAGUGAAUUGUACAAUUGACCAAGACAAUCUCUUUUCAGUGCUAAGUGAACUUCCAUAGCUGUGAUGCAGCCUCCAGCUGCAAUCUGUGUAGGAAUUGUCUCUGUCCAGUAUGGACAAGCUAUGUAGUGGGAGAAAGUUUGGACAUAUAUGUUGGGUUUCACUUCAGCAUCAUCACUGUGUGCUUAAUUUGUGCCCAAGCCCAGUACAUUUAAAAACCUGAAAUUGGAAAUAAACAUCAGUAUAUUCAAAGGGAUGUGUACAUAUUUUGUGGGUAACACCACAUUAGUGUAUCUGGGAAUACUAGUCAACAAGUUCAGGUCUGUUUAGGAGUUGGACUCCUCAUCAGUGAAUGUUUGUAUUCCAGAAGUGUUGUCCCCUGCCUGUAGGUUUGGUAGCAUAGAACUAUGCAUAACCAUGACCUUGCUGGAACUUUCUGAAUCCACCUUCUAGUACAGAAUCUGCCAUCACUCCAAUUCUUGGUGAUUGGAUUGCAAAUUUUGAAAACACAGGCAAUUUGUGCAAAACCACUUGACCUGGAUGGAGCAUAUAAUGGCUAGGUCAUUCAACAUGUUCUAUCAUCCUGUCUCAAUGUCCAAUGCCAUGGAUCUGUCCAUUCUCCCAGGACACUUUCUGUUCAUUAGCAUCAUAAACAUCUUCUCUGUCUCUACCACACUAAAAGUAGCUAGGGGGUUGCAUCCAAUUAUACAGUGGUGCCUCGCAAGACGAAAUUAAUUCGUUCCGCGAGUUUUUUCGUCUAGCGAAUUUUUCGUCUUGCGAAGCACGAAAUCCCAUAGGAAUUCAUUGAAAUCCAAUUAAUGCGUUCCUAUGGUCAAAAAAAGUCCAAACAAAGCCAAAUUUGGUACAACAAGAGUUUAUUAAGUGCUCUUUAAAGUCACACAUACUGUAAAGAGCAUUUCAAAAAUUGAAGGAACAAUAAAUUAAGUUUCUAAACAUGACAGAAAAACAUUUAAAAAUCAACAAAGUGUACAGUACAUUUUCUAAGACUCUGGGGACAACUCGAAGAAGGUUCCUCUUCCACUCUUUGCUUCUUGCUGAAGAACCCCCUCCUCAACUGUUCCCCCAGCCACCCACCACACAGAAAUUCAAAUCCAGAUUUUUUUAAAAAAACAGCAGAGUGGCCCAAUGGUCACAGAAAAUCAUAAAAAUGCAGAAAAAAACCACACAAGCUUCCAGAUUCUUGCAAACCCCUCCUCAACUGUUCCCCUAGCCACCCACCAGACAGAAAUUCAAAUCCAGAAUUUUUUUAAAAAAACAGCAGAGUUGCCCAAUGGUCACAGAAAAUCAUAAAAAUGCAGAAAAAAAACCACACAAGCUUCCAGAUUCUUGCAAACCCCUCCCCAACUGUUCCCCCAGCCACCCACCACACAGAAAUUCAAAUCCAGAAUUUUUUUUAAAAAAACAGAGUUGCCCAAUGGUCACAGAAAAACAUAAAAAUGCAGGAAAAAACCACACAAGCUUCCAGAUUCUUGCAAACCCCUCCCCAACACCAAGUCCUUGAAUUCCAAACACCCCAACCCAAAAUCCAAAAACCCCAAAAAAAGUUUUAAAAGUUUAAAAGAAGUUUUGGAAAAGCUUCAAAAAUCACCAAAGUCUUCAAAAACCUCAAAAAAGGCUACCACACCGCGUUCUAUGAGUUGCUCCUCGAAGUCAAGUCGCAACUGUAUUAACGGUGUUAAGAAAAGGGAAACAAACUUGCAAGACGUUUUCGUUUUUCGUCUUGCAAAGCAAGCCCAUAGGGAAAUUCGUCUUGCGAAGCAGCUCAAAAAACGGAAAACCCUUUCGUCUAGCGAGUUUUCCGUCUUGCGAGGCAUUCGUCUUGCGGGGCACCACUGUAUUCUGCUAAUAAAUGGUUUCUUGAUCCAUCAGAGGCUUAUAUGAAUUCCCCCUUCCCUCUGCAGUCCACUGUGUGCACACACAUUCCAGAGAGUUGGGGAGCCCUUGAAGUGGGGGGAGGGGUUGGCAGGAGAAAAGGGGACUUCCAUUCACUGAAACCUCUACUUGAAUGAAGAGCUUGCUGUGGGUGUAGGACACAAUUAGAUAGAUUGAACCAAUGGGAAUUCCAAUUCAUUGGCAAAACUAACUCUGAAACACUUCUGUCACUCUGCAACUUUUGAAUAAUUGAAUUUGAGACCUAUUUCUUAGCUAUUGUAACACAGCCCACAGCAAAGAUUUAACUAGCUCUGUGAGCCACCUAAUCCUUCUUUAUGUAAUUCGUUUUUGCUUUUCUUCUGGGUUGCAGCAACAGGAGAGUGUCCCACAUUUGCAUGCAGCCUAGCUCUGGGGGCUUGUGGUAAAUUAUGAGUCUCCUCCUCUAGUUUUUCAAAUGGAGAUUAGGUCUAAGAGCAAGAGGUAGAAACAGAGGUUGGUUUGGUAUUUGUGUGGCAGCAGGGAGCACCUCUACAUGGAGGUGUGAUGUUUGGUCAAUGCAUAUUGUGCGUUUUGAUACUUCUCAUAGCUUUCUGAUAGACUGGAAAACUUGGAUGAUAAUUUCUGUGUUUGGUUGUGUGGUAAUGCUAAGGCAACAUACCAUACAAAGGCAUUUAUGCACAUCUUGAUGGUAGUGAAACAUUAGUAGUUUACAAGAAACAUUAAAAUUAUCAGUUUAUAAGAUUAAAAAAUGUCAACAUCUGUGACUGAACAGGCUUGUCUAAACAAAAAUGUUUUAAGCAGGUGGGUGUAGAACAGGAUGCACUAAAGGUGUCUGUCUGGUGUCAGUAGGCAGGCAGUUCCAAAGUAUAGGUGCUGCCACACUAAAAUACCCAUUUCGUAUGGCCAAAUAUGCUUACAAAGCAUUUGGUGUAUUUCUGGAUAAGCAAAAAGCCCUGUUACCCCUGAUGACAGCCCCAAAGGCAGAUGUUUCUAUUGAAUAUAUAGAAAAUACAUGUGUACUUUGCCUUUUUGCAGUUAGCCCCCCAAAUUAUACAAUUGUAAAAUAUAAACAAACAUACCAAAAUUGAAAACAAAUGGAAGGAGACUAUUCUAAAAGGAGACAGAAGUGUUAAUCAAGGGACUUGCCCUUGCUGCAUGCAUUUUGGGAACUGAACUAUUGGCCUUUAGUUUGCAGGAUUAACAGUCCUUUGGAUUUUCGCAAUUCAGUUUACACACUUGGCUAGCCCUUGCAAGACAAACAGUUCAGCUUUGCAUCUGUUUGUGACGUGGCGCAACAAGUGCAGUUUUUAUCUGUUGGUACUUCUUGUUAACCAUUUUCUCUUACUGUUCCACAGGGCAGUCAAUGGCUUUGACCAAGGCCCACCACCAGGUCUAGGAGGGUCCAGACCAUCAUCAGCACCAGGCAUGCUCCCUCUUAGUGUAUGAAUGGGUUGCAAGGCAAUGAUGGGACUCUAAUUAGUUCGUGAAGGAACAAGAGCUGCUUGCAAAACUUUUCCGUUAGUGCCCCCUGCUGGAGCUGAGUGGGUUGUAGCACUCAGAAGCUGCCUGGAGAAGAUCCCAGCACACACAGAGCACUCCUUAUGUCAAUACAGUCUAUUUUCUUCUAUUUCCAUCGUGGACGUUCUUUAACGUGGUCACCGCUGAUGUCUGUCUCACAGGAUGCUGGAGUUGCACUUGCCUAAAUCACCUUCUCCUGCUGCCCCACCCUCCAGUUUUGUACCUCUGCUAAGUUGGGCCUACUUUGAUGCUGAAUGGCCCCUUAGCAACUCCUCCACCUCCUCCCACUGCUCCCCAAACUUUGCACAUAGGCACACAGGAUCCCAGUGCUGUAUUUCUUUUCCCCACCCUGCCCCCUUUCUGGAUGAGACAGCUCAUAUUCAAGGGAAGCCAGGGAAGGCCUAGAACUUCUCUGGCCAGCUGAUACACUUGGGAUGCAGGAUGAACCUGUAUGGACCUUCGAUACUCCCAAUGAUAUGAUGAUGUAUCCAAUGGGCUUGAGACCUGAUGGAGCAGCCCUGCUAAAGAUCUAGCUGUGGUAUCUCCUCUGUGGAGCACAAGAAAUGUGUGUGUUGUGCAAUUAUGUCUCUGUUCACCAAAGCUGGUAAUUUUUAAAGUAGAGCAACACCCCUGUUUAAUUUUUUUUAAAAAUUAGUCAGCUUCAUCCUAUGCUGCUGGCUUUUGCCUAUCUUAUUUCAAUAAACCAGUGGUUUGGGGCUCUGGCUUCUUAGUAAGAUUUAGUGGGAAUUGCCUAAGAGCAAGGGAAAGAGAAGGGAGUAGAAGCCAGAGCAGGCUAGGGGCAAAUUGCCACUCACAGCUUGGAUUUUGUCAGCCCUUUUCUUGUGUGUCCUUUGCUGCAUUUACUGUUUACAUUUGUUUUACUGUACAUAGGUUUGUAAACAUAAUAUCUUUGCCUAAGAUAUUUGUACAUAACUUGGGCUUUGUAGCUUUAUUUAUUCAGAAUCUCUGAGGCAUGUUUUCCCUAGGACAGUGUAUCAGAUUUCUGUGGUGACUGCCAUCCUGUGGUUCAACGAGAGAUGGUCCAAAAAUAAAGAUCUUUUAAUGUGGACACAUUGGCUUUUGCAGAAAAGAUGCUUCUGCCUAUGCUUUGUGUGUUGUUUUGGUGAGUGGGUGGUGUCACUGUGGCAGCUGUGGAGCAGGCUCUUCCCCUUAUAAAGUUGACACAUGUUCCUUCCACAGCUGUGGCUAGCUGUCAGUAGAGGGUAAAUACGGAAGUGAGUGUAUCUACAGCUGGAUGUGGAGGUGGUCUGAUCAAAAAGAGCAUCCUUUUUCAUGUGUUUUGGAAUUGUGGCAGCCAGGGAGGGGGCUCUCUUCUCCUACAUGCCUAACCUAUGUUGGAUUCCUGCAGCACAUGACAGUGUAACUUAGUCUUUCCUGGCACUUAAGAACUAACUAAGAAGAGUACUUAAAACUUGUUUAAUGUCAAGAUGGCAACUGAACGGAGGAUUCAGGUCUUGCACAGCUAGCAGCUGAAAUUCAAGUUUGAUGGUUUCUAGUAAGAUUUCCAGCCAAAAUCGAAACUUUCUGCAUGAUGCUUCACUACUGUCAACAUCCCCCAUGAUUGGCAGUAGCAUGUGCUCCUAUUCAUCUUCAUAGUUUCUUAUCUUGAAGAAAGUACACACCCAAAAGACCAAGCUUCAGGUAGGACUUUUUUUCCUAGAUGUAAAUACACCACUAAUAAUGGACCAAUCCACCACUCCUGUACUGUCAUCAUUGGUAAAGUGGUGUGUGGGUACUGCCUUAAGUUAUAUACCAGUUGCAAAGCUAUUUAUCAUCUUCAUUACACACUGCUACAAGAGUAAACAAAAUCUAAAGGGAAAGGGAGUUUGACAGGUGUGGCAUCAACCUGUCAAACUUUGCUUACAGAUAAAAGGUUCUUCUCCCUUGUUCUAAAUUAAGGAAUGGGGGAGGCAGCAUCCCCCCCCCAAGUUAUUGUGACUAGUAUUCCUUGCAUUAUGUAUUGGUUGCUGAACUCUGCAUACAUGUUUCUCAAAUGCUAAAAGAAUUUAAAACCCAAGAAAAUGAAUUAUUGAAGUAACUCAAUGUCUAUCACUUAACUACAAUUUAAAAAUGAUUCAGUAUUUAAUAUUAUCAUUUACUUUUAUAGCACCAUCAGUUUAUCAACAGGGACAAACCUGCACGUUUCAUUUAUUCAUUUCUAUCUUGAGUUCUUCUAAGUAAGCAGCCCAAGCAUGAAUGAGUCUCUAGAAUGAAUAAAUUUAUUGUCUUACAAAAAUCAUUGUCUAGAAAUAUGGAGAUACAAAGAAACAAGGUAUUUGCAGUCAGAUGCCUGGUGGUCAACAGCCAGUUAGGAUUAAGAAAUACCCAAAUGCACAGAAACAAAAGCUUUAUAACGGAUGUUAAAGCUUGUAACCAAAGAAAAGUAUUUUUUUCAAGCAUGUUGCAACAGAUCAAGAUUUCAUAGUUAACACUGAUUCCUCAUCACUGAAUAUCAAUACCACUUGGACUAGAGAAGAUGUGUAUGUAACAUGAUAUGAUAAAAUUAAUACAUUAAAUCAUUGUUAUAGGCAAAU
Messenger RNA from Podarcis lilfordi (Lilford's wall lizard), 33174 nucleotides. NCBI's taxonomy places the organism in Eukaryota, Metazoa, Chordata, Lepidosauria, Squamata, Lacertidae. The record is from the annotation of a GenBank genome assembly.